This is a messenger RNA of Caenorhabditis auriculariae, 1270 nucleotides long. NCBI's taxonomy places the organism in Eukaryota, Metazoa, Nematoda, Chromadorea, Rhabditida, Rhabditidae. The record is from the annotation of a GenBank genome assembly.
AUGGGCGUCCGUCCUUUCCGACGGCUGAUCAGGUGGGUUUCAUAUCGGAAUAAAAAAACUAAAAACUAUUUUUUUCAGCACAAUAUUUUCAAGCCCCUCCGAAGUGCGACAACGCGUUUCUUCAUCGUCUGCCGCCACGGCUUUCCUGCGUCUAGGAAGAUGGGCGUCCGUCCUUUCCGACGGCUGAUCAGGUGGGUUUCAUAUCGGAAUAAAAACUAAAACUAUUUUUUCAGCACAAUAUUUUCAAGCCCCUCCGAAGUGCGACAACGCGUUUCUUCAUCGUCUGCCGCCACGGCUUUCUGCGUCUAGGAAGAUGGGCGUCCGUCCUUUCCGACGGCUGAUCAGGUGGGUUUCAUAUUGGAAUAAAAACUAAAACUAUUUUUUCAGCACAAUAUUUUCAAGCCCCUCCGAAGUGCGACAACGCGUUUCUUCAUCGUCUGCCGCCACGGCUUUCUGCGUCUAGGAAGAUGGGCGUCCGUCCUUUCCGACGGCUGAUCAGGUUGGUUUCAUAUCGGAAUAAAAACUAAAACUAUUUUUUCAGCACAAUAUUUUCAAGCCCCUCCGAAGUGCGACAACGCGUUUCUUCAUCGUCUGCCGCCACGGCUUUCUGCGUCUAGGAAGAUGGGCGUCCGUCCUUUCCGACGGCUGAUCAGGUGGGUUUCAUAUUGGAAUAAAAACUAAAACUAUUUUUUCAGCACAAUAUUUUCAAGCCCCUUCGAACUGCGACAACGCGCUCCAUCACCGUCUAGCCCCACGGCUUCCUGCGUCUAGGAAGAUGGGCGUCCGUCCUUUCCGACGGCUGAUCAGGUGGGUUUCAUAUUGGAAUAAAAACUAAAACUAUUUUUUCAGCACAAUAUUUUCAAGCCCCUCCGAAGUGCGACAACGCGUUUCUUCAUCGUCUGCCGCCACGGCUUCCUGCGUCUAGGAAGAUGGGCGUCCGUCCUUUCCGACGGCUGAUCAGGUUGGUUUCAUAUCGGAAUAAAAAAACUAAAACUAUUUUUUUCAGCACAAUAUUUUCAAGCCUCCUUCAAACUGCGACCACGCGUUUCCUCCACCGUCUAGCCUCACGGCUUCCUGCGUCUAGGAAGAUGGGCGUCCGUCCUUUCCGACGGCUGAUCAGGUUGGUUUCAUAUCGGAAUAAAAACUAAAACUAUUUUUUCAGCAAAAUAUUUUCAAGCCCCUCCGAACUGCGACAACGCGUUUCUUCAUCGUCUGGCCUCACGGCUUCCUGCGUCUAGGAAGAUGGACAUCCGUUUUAGCCGACGGCUGA